This is a messenger RNA of Funneliformis geosporum, 1365 nucleotides long. NCBI's taxonomy places the organism in Eukaryota, Fungi, Glomeromycota, Glomeromycetes, Glomerales, Glomeraceae. The record is from the annotation of a GenBank genome assembly.
AUGAUAGAUUCAAUAAUUAUAAUAUUUUGUUUUCUACUUGUUAUUCAUCCUAUAUCCUGUCAAUUAAUACAAGAACGCUAUGAUGCUACAAGUAUAAUUAAAGACAAUAUAUUAUAUGUCCUUGGAGGACAGAAUGAUAAAGCGAUACCAGAAAUAUUAUCUCUCAAUCUUACCACUUCAAUAGCCAUAGAUUCACCACCAUGGUCUCGGUCACUGAAAGCACCACCUUUGGCAUUUGUAUCAAGCGGAGCAAUCCUUGGCGGUUUAAAUAAUAAUUUGAUAUAUGUACUUUGUGGUCUGAUGAGUGACCCGGUUAGUGGUGUCAAUAUAACUAACGAACAAACUCUAUUGGAAUACGAUAUUCAAAAAGAUGAAUGGAACGCAACGGCAAUGUCAGGAGCUCCCCAGUUAAAUGGGAGAGUUAAAUUUGGCCUUUUAAGUGAUAAUAAAGGAAUGGCUUACCUUCAUGGUGGAUAUAAUUAUUAUAAUUACACCUAUCUUGGUGAUACGUAUUUAUUUGACAACUAUUUUAACAGUUGGACUGCGUUACCGGUGCCUAUAAUUCCAAUAAUUGCAGAUGACUUUGCUGCUGUAUUGUUAAAUGAUGGAAGAUUGGUCAUCAUUGGAGGUUAUGAAAAUAAUGUCCCCACACAUAGACCUAUUAGCCAACUUGAAAUACUUAAUACGAUCGAUGAUAAUUGGAGUCGACAAAUUGUACUUCAACCAAAAGAAAUGACCGACCAUCGUAGAUAUCAUACAUCUACGCUUCUUCCAAAUGGUGAUAUUGUAAUAAUCGGAGGAGUCAAUGUAGUACCCAAUGUUGUAAUAUUAGAAACAACAAAAAACCAAUGGAGAAUUCCUUUAGUUUCUGGAAUGGAACCACCACUGCUUAAUCGACACUGCGCAGAACUUGUAGAAAAUAGAUACAUAUUCAUUAUGUUUGGAAUAAGAACUGAUGGCCAAUAUAGCAACAAACUCUUCAUACUCGAUACAACAAAUUAUUCAUGGAUUACUAAUUUUACUCCAAAUGCAUUAUCUGCAUCAACGCCAAAACCGACUUUAUCGCCAUCACAUACACAAUCGACCGUAUCGGGCUCUAUAAAGGCACUUAAUAUAUCCAUAACUGUUAUAAUUAUCAUAGUGGCAUUAGUUUUCUCUAUUGCUUUAAUUGGAUCAUUUGUGUUUUGUUAUAAGAAACGUAAAAAUAGAUUGGCUUCUGUUACCACACAAGCCGAGAAUUACUCUAUGAGUAAAAAUGACGAUUCGCAUGGAAACAAUACAAAUAUAAUUGUAUAUUCAAAUGAAGGAAGUCAUAAUACUAUAGAUCGAAUGUUUCGGAUUUUUAGACGUUCGAGUAAGUCGUGA